Messenger RNA from Papaver somniferum (opium poppy), 1151 nucleotides. RefSeq lists its product as uncharacterized. The record is from RefSeq and is a predicted model, not a curated record. Lineage: Eukaryota; Viridiplantae; Streptophyta; Magnoliopsida; Ranunculales; Papaveraceae. The coding region runs from base 246 to 650 and encodes 134 amino acids. The transcript is spliced from 3 exons.
AAAAAGAUCCUGAAAAGUCUCGUCUUCGGUUCCUCCGAAAAGAAAAAACCCAAAUUAAAUCUUUUCUCGCCACUUCAAUCAUCAACUGAUAGCAGGAAAUCUCAUUAAACCUUAUCAAUUUGUGUGUGCUCGAUGUGUAAUUGGUCUGUUUUAUCUUGAAAACUCAAGUUUGUUAAAUUUCGGAGUUAGGGUUUCUGAAAUGUACGAUGAUAAGGUGAUAGUCUAAAUGGGUUAUUUGAAGAACCAUGAUAAGGUGUCCAAAUUUCUUAUUUGAUCUUCAUAUUCUUUAUUUAACAGUGACUAGGAUUCCAUCUAUAGAGAACCAAUUGAUGGGGUUUAUUUUCCUUGUUUUUGCUCAAAUUUGUUGUUUUUUUUUUUACUCAAAUUUGUUCAAAUCUGUUGUUACCACUUUAUAUAUUUCAUCACUUACUUGCAUUCCUCCUCUUUACUCAUUGACAAGGAAUAAUACAUCAAGCUUCUUUAAAGAUUGCUUCCUAAGGACUCACUCGCCAACUGUGAGGUUUCAUUGGCUGAUCUUUGAGGCAAUGAGGAUCAAGUGUGCAAGAAGUUCAGACUUAGAGUUGAGGAUGUUAAAAGAAAGAAUGUUCUUACCAAUUUCUGGGGAAUGGAUUUUACCACAGACAAGUUGAGACCUCUUGUAAGAAAGUGGCAGACAUUGAUUGAAAUGCAUAUUGAUGUCAAGACAACAGACAACUUCACCUCGAGGACAUUCUGCAUUAGAUUCACCAAGCAGCGAGACAAACAAGUCAAGAGAACCUGUUAUGCCCAAUCUAGCCAGAUUCGAGAGGUGAAGUUAUGUCUUUCGAUUUCAACAUUUUCUCAAGAUUAUUUCAUCGUUCUGCAGUAUAUUCACCAAGCAGUCAGACAAACAGGUCAAGAGAAUUUGUUAUGCUCAAUCUAGCCAGAUUCGAGAGGUGAAGUUGGGUCUUUCGAAUUCAACAUUUUCUUAUCAUUUCAUGUGAUUCAUGUGUGUAAGAUUCUUCUGUGACCCUAUUGGAAGAAUAGGGAAAUCAUGGUAAACCAACAUUUUCUUAUUAUUUCCUGAUUGUAUCAUCUGUACUUUGUGUUGUCGGAUUCUUCACAAGAUGGCUGAAAUCAUGGUAAACCUGGCCUCUUCAUGUGAUCUUAAA